GCUCGCUCGGCGCUCGGCUGGGGCGGCCUGGCCCACAAUGAAUGGCCGCCGCGGCUGCCGCUGCUGCUGAAGCGGAGGCCGCGGAGGCCGCGGAGGCGGACGCCGAGGCCCCGGCGCAGGGGGGCGCUCCCCGGGCCCAGGCCCGGCCCCAGCCGCCGCUGCGGAGCUCGCCGGGAGCCCCCGGAGCGCGGCCACGGCGCAGCCGCCGCCGCCAUGGCCCAGACCUUGCAGAUGGAGAUCCCGAACUUCGGCAACAGCAUUCUGGAGUGCCUCAACGAGCAGCGGCUGCAGGGCCUGUACUGUGAUGUCUCGGUGGUGGUCAAGGGCCAUGCCUUCAAGGCCCACCGGGCCGUGCUGGCCGCCAGCAGCUCCUACUUCCGGGACCUGUUCAACAGCAGCCGGAGUGCGGUGGUGGAGCUGCCGGCGGCUGUGCAGCCCCAGUCCUUCCAGCAGAUCCUCAGCUUCUGCUACACGGGCCGGCUGAGCAUGAACAUGGGCGACCAGUUCCUGCUCAUGUACACAGCGGGCUUCCUGCAGAUCCAGGAGAUCAUGGAGAAGGGCACAGAGUUCUUCCUCAAGGUGAGCUCCCCCAGCUGUGACUCCCAGGGCCUGCACGCCGAGGAGGCCCCCUCGUCCGAGCCCCAGAGCCCUGUGGCGCAGACGUCGAGCUGGCCGGCCUGCGGCACCCCACUGCCCCUCGUGUCUCGCGUCAAGACAGAGCAGCAGGAGUCGGACUCUGUGCAGUGCACGCCCGUGGCCAAGCGGCUGUGGGACAGCAGCCAGAAGGAGGCCGGCAGUGGCAGCAGUGGCAACGGCAGCCGCAAGAUGGCCAAGUUCUCCACGCCGGACCUGGCCGCUAACCGGCCGCCCCAGCAGGCCCCGGUGGUGGCGGCAGCACAGCCCACCGGAGUGGCGGGGGGGCCCGGGGCCGGGCAGCCGGCAGGGGGCGUGGCAGCAGCGGCAGGCGGAGUGGUGAGUGGGCCCAGCACGUCGGAGCGGACCAGCCCGGGCACCUCAAGCGCUUACACCAGUGACAGCCCCGGCUCUUACCACGAGGAGGAUGAGGAGGAGGACGCGGGCGAGGAGGGCACAGACGAGCAGUACCGGCAGAUCUGCAAUAUGUACACCAUGUACAGCAUGAUGAACGUCGGCCAGACCGCCGAGAAGGUGGAGGCCCUCCCUGAGCAGGUGGCCCCCGAGUCCCGGAACCGCAUCCGAGUGCGGCAAGACCUGGCGUCUCUCCCUGCUGAGCUCAUCAACCAGAUCGGCAACCGCUGCCACCCCAAGCUCUACGAUGAGGGUGACCCCUCUGAGAAGCUGGAGCUGGUAACAGGCACCAACGUGUAUAUCACCAGGGCGCAGCUCAUGAACUGCCACGUCAGCGCGGGCACGCGGCACAAGGUCCUACUGCGGCGCCUCCUGGCCUCCUUCUUUGACCGGAACACGCUGGCCAAUAGCUGUGGCACUGGCAUCCGCUCUUCCAGUAACAACCCCAGCCGCAAACCGCUGGAUAGCCGCGUCCUGCACGCUGUCAAGUACUACUGCCAGAACUUUGCUCCCAACUUCAAGGAGAGCGAGAUGAACGCCAUCGCAGCCGACAUGUGCACCAAUGCCCGCCGCGUUGUGAGGAAGAGCUGGAUCCCCAAGGUCAAGCCGCUUAUGGCCGAGGGUGACGCGUACACCACCUUCAUCAGCUACACGGGCAAGAUAGAGCCGGACAUGAUGGGUGUGGAGCACGGCUUCGAGACGGCCAGCCAUGACGGCGAGGCCGGCCCCUCGGCUGAGGAGGCCCUCCAGUAACCCCCACCGGACCCUCCCGCGGGGCUGUCACACUCCCCCUCCUGUCACACCCGCCCACCAUCUUGGUCACGAGCUACUGUCUGUCCUUCCCCAGGACCCGCGGGGGGCACUGCAUGCUCCUGGCCCCUCUGCCUCCCCGUCCCACCCCCUGACCCCAAUCCGAUCAGGGAUCCGGGCUGGGAGAGGACGGCAGGUGGUGCGAGGUCUGCGUUGCCUUCUCUAGCACACACUCGUGCACAGUCGGGGGGCUCUUGCUCCCCCUCUCCUAACCCCUAGCAACUGUCUCCCCACUCACCAGGCCAGGCACAGGGAGGGGCUGGCCUGGGGGGCUUGGGAAGACCCCCUUCCCAGGCGCUGGGUCACCUAGCCGGAGCAUUCCUCAGCCUCCGCCCCCCACUGCAGCCCCUUGGGGACUCACAGGGGCCCCGGGUUCUCAGGACCCCUCCCGCCACCACCUCCCAGUGCUUCCACGUUUCCAAAAGCGCCUUCCUGUCUCCCUUGUCUGUCCCUGCGCCUGGGGGCUGGGGUAGGCGAGGCCGUGAGGACUGCCCGUUUUACAGCUGAGGAAACUGAGGCUCAGAGAAACUCCAUGACCGACCUAAGGUGGCGGGCGGUGGCAGGCCCAGCGCCCUUCUCUUCCCCCACCUGUGCUCAGCCUCUCUUGCCGCCACCAGCCCCCUGGGGCCUGAGAGGGGCAAGUCCUGAGAGGGGGCCCUUGGGGGCAGACCGAGGGUCUCUGAGAAUAGGAGAGGUUUCCGGGGCUCACAGAAGCGUGUGGGUGUGCGUGUGUGUGCGUGUGCGCGUGCGUGUGUAGAAGUUUUGCUUUUAAACAGAUAAAGACGUGAGAGGCAGUAGGACCAGGGGUGGAACCCAGGGGAGCAGGCUGGGGGGUGCUGCUGCCUUUCCCUCCUUUCCCCAACCCCCACCCCCCACGGCAGGGCUCCCAGCCCCCACCCCCUGUACAUACUUUUUAAAACAUUUUUUUAGCUAAUGAAAUAUUGAAGUAUAAGAUUCCUUUUAUUUUUCAAACCAACGGGACCGUGUCUGAUGUCCCCUUCGGUCCUCGGGGCUGUGGAAGGCAGGACGGAGUGGGGAGCCAGGGGCAGGCUGAAUGUGCGCGUGUGUGUGGAGUGGGGGCGCGCGUUGCCGAGGGGGGGGCCCCCCAGGCCCUGCUCUGCCUGGGCUCCCGUGGGUCUGGCCGGCUCACACUCAACCCCAGGGCCUCCCCCCAAGGGCUACAUUGCAAGGGUGUCCCUGGUUUGUCCGGUUGGCUGAGUCCAGCUCCUGGCAGGGCCAGGUCCGCUUCAUGGUUAAAGAUUGUUUGCAGAAUCUUCUUUUACCAUUCCUCUCUUUCUAUCCUUGGCCUAGCUCCACGAGUGGUUUUGUGUUUUUUUUUUUGAGUUCUACAUGUAAACUCGGAGGGUUCUUUUUGUUUUUUUAACUCUCCCCCCCCCCCGCACCCCUCCCCACACAUGCUGGGUGUCCGUUUCUUUGCAAUUUCACAUUUUUGUCUCUAGCCCUGGUUCUCACCGCCUCUGUCUCCCCCGCAGUCUGACUAGCCCGUUGCUCCCAGCAGCCUCUCUCUUUCCAAAGGCAAGGGGAUUACAGGAGGUGGGGUGGUGGCCAGCUGGACCACUGGGAUCUGACCUGGAGGCCUGCCCGCCCCCCCCAGAAGCCCCUGCCAGCCUGCGGGGAGCGGGUCCUUCCUGACAUCUGCUUGCUGCCAGGGGCCGGGGGGUGGGGGUGGGAGUGGGGGUGGGGUCAGACCAGCGGGGCCCUGGCGCUCUGCUUUCCUGGCCCAGCCCCAGUACCUUAGCCCUCAGCCGGUCCGAGUGCGUGGGGGGGGAGUCGACAGCCCCAGCUAAAGCACAAGCACCUUAGUCGCACCUCCCCUGCCCCCUCAUCCUGGCCUCGACACCCCACCCCAGCGUAGAUCCCAAAGCACAAUAUCCUGGCACUCGGCAAGCUGCCGGGCCGACCAAGGCCGGGGGUGGGCUGGGGCUCCAGCCAGACCCCAAAGGAAGCAGGAGUCCCCGGGCGCUCCCCUCCUUCCAGGCCUCAGCGGGGGCCAGCUCUCUGGGACUGGGGUCUUCUCCCUCCCCACCCCCUUGUCCUGGGCAGGCCCCUGUCCAGCCCCUCCUCGCCUUGUCCUCGGGUGGGGCUUGCCCCGUCCCUCCUCCGAGCCCCUGCAGCACUGGGUUGGGUGGCAGAGCCCUCUUGUUUCAGGGACUCCAGGAGGUGCCCCUGGCUCCCUGGACUGUGUGUAUAGGUCUGGGGAUGGGGCGGGGGAGAGGGGCUGGGCAGGGGCGUAGGGGAGGAAACUCCUCACCAGGAGAGCCAAAGACAGGGUUGUGCCUUACCCCAGGAGCCACCCCUGCGCCCUCCCGCCGUGCCCUCCCCGUUCUUGGGCGGCCUGCUGCUUUUCCUGCUUUCCCUUCCCCUGGCCCUGCCCUGCCCUGAGCUGCAUGGACCCCACAACCCCCCCACCCCCCGGGGCAGCCAGGAAGGAACAUGAAUGGAGGAUCACCGACCAACGCAAAAAAGACUAUGGGGGCCCCCCUCCACCUCCCCCGGCCGCCCAUUCACCCACGUCUCUUUCACGCAGGACAGACCACCCGCCCUGUCCGCGUGGAGUGCCAACACCCUCCCUGCCCUGGGCCGAGCCCCUCCUCCCCGGGCCCAUAAGUGAGAUUGCACAUUAACUACUGUAAGAAGAGGAGCCGCACUGGGAAAUGUGAACCAUGAGAAUAUCAGUGAUACUGAUGAGGAGAAUAAACUAAACGCCUUUGUAACAGCC
Orcinus orca (killer whale) is the source of this 4597-nucleotide messenger RNA. RefSeq names its product nucleus accumbens associated 1 (gene NACC1). Gene Ontology annotation, molecular function: protein binding; DNA-binding transcription factor activity, RNA polymerase II-specific; RNA polymerase II cis-regulatory region sequence-specific DNA binding. Bases 214 to 1800 code for a protein of 528 amino acids. The transcript is spliced from 6 exons. Gene Ontology annotation, biological process: regulation of transcription by RNA polymerase II. The record is from RefSeq and is a predicted model, not a curated record. NCBI's taxonomy places the organism in Eukaryota, Metazoa, Chordata, Mammalia, Artiodactyla, Delphinidae.